GUGUACAGAAACUGUAAGCAGAGAUAAAUACACAAUCAACAACACUAUGGAUCUGGGUUUUUGCACAGAGGAGCGGUUGUUUGACGUUUUCCAUCAAAACAAGACAAAUCUAUCUACAAUUGAAAAACCACAGAUGCUUCUCCACCAUCUCGAGGACAAUAAAAUCAUUAGAAAAUAUCUUUAUGAAAAGUGGAAACGUGUUGAGGACACUGAUAAGAGUGUGUACAAUGUGUUGAAGUAUAUCGAAAACAAGGGAAAGGAGCAUGUUUGGAAGUUUUGGAAUUGUGUGAACCAGGAACAUAUCUUAAAGCUUUACCCCCAGCUCUCCAAGUUGAUAAAAGAGCUGACAAAAGAGCCGAAGAACUCACUUGAGAGCAAUUCUUUGAGGAAGAACAACAAGACUGCAGAGGAAUCAAAGCAUCAAGAUGCUGGAAAAGGAAGAGUGGUUAAAAAAAGGAGGACAGAGAGCAAUUGUGAGAGUAACCAAGCUGGACCAUCAUCACGAAGCACUACCAGCCAGAGGAAGACAGCUGAACAUGUGAGGAGAGCUCCUGAUAGUCAUUCUUUGGGGAAGAACAAGACUGGAGAGCGAUCAAAGGAAAAAGAUGCUGGAAAAGAAAGAGAUUUUAAAAAGAGUGACCAAGCUGGACCAUCAUCACAAAGCACUACCUGCCAGAAGAAGAGAGCUGAACAUGUGAGAAGAGCACUUGAGAGCAAUUCUUUGAGGAAGAACAACAAGACUGCAGAGGAAUCAAAGCAUCAAGAUGCUGGAAAAGGAAGAGUGGUUAAAAAAAGGAGGACAGAGAGCAAUUGUGAGAGUAACCAAGCUGGACCAUCAUCACAAAGCACUACCAGCCAGAGGAAGACAGCUGAACAUGUGAGGAGAGUUCCUGAUAGUCAUUCUUUGGGGAAGAACAAGACUGGAGAGCGAUCAGAGGAAAAAGAUGCUGGAAAAGAAAGAGAUUUUAAAAAGAGUGACCAAGCUGGACCAUCAUCACAAAGCACUACCUGCCAGAAGACGAGAGCUGAACAUGUGAGAAGAGCACUUGAGAGCAAUUCUUUGAGGAAGAACAACAAGACUGCAGAGGAAUCAAAGCAUCAAGAUGCUGGAAAAGGAAGAGUGGUUAAAAAAAGGAGGACAGAGAGCAAUUGUGAGAGUAACCAAGCUGGACCAUCAUCACAAAGCACUACCAGCCAGAGGAAGACAGCUGAACAUGUGAGGAGAGUUCCUGAUAGUCAUUCUUUGGGGAAGAACAAGACUGGAGAGCGAUCAGAGGAAAAAGAUGCUGGAAAAGAAAGAGAUUUUAAAAAGAGUGACCAAGCUGGACCAUCAUCACAAAGCACUACCUGCCAGAAGAAGAGAGCUGAACAUGUGAGAAGAGCACUUGAGAACAAUUCUUUGGGGAAGAACAACAAGACUGCAGAGGAAUCAAAGCAUCAAGAUGCUGGAAAAGGAAGAGUGGUUAAAAAAAGGAGGACAGAGAGCAAUUGUGAGAGUAACCAAGCUGGACCAUCAUCACAAAGCACUACCAGCCAGAGGAAGACAGCUGAACAUGUGAGGAGAGAGGGACAAAAGAAUCUCUUGGGCUUUUCUGCGAAAAAGAAAUGGCUUCCUGUCACAUGUGGGAAGAAAAAGGCCAAGCUGGACAGAAUAGCACUGUCUAUCAGAAAAAAAUACUGCAUUACGUAUCGUCGAAAAUUAAUCACCCCAAAUGAAUUCGAGCGGCGUGGUGGGAAAGGAUCAUGCAAGAAGUGGAAGACAAGCAUAUUAUGCCAAGGCAUACCCCUCAAAAACCUAAUGGAGACGGGUGAAUUGAAGAUACCUUGCUGUAAGGGAAAUUUUACUCUCCGUAAAUGAUGUACUUCCAUAAUGCAGUCAUUGAUAAUUCAUCCACCAUUUCCAAAGCUUCAAAAUAUUGAUCUCAUGCAUGUUUAUAAUAAAUUUGUGACUGUUUUAAA
This is a messenger RNA of Myxocyprinus asiaticus (Chinese sucker), 1959 nucleotides long. Its product is annotated as nuclear autoantigen Sp-100-like. Gene Ontology annotation, molecular function: DNA-binding transcription factor activity, RNA polymerase II-specific; DNA binding. Gene Ontology annotation, cellular component: nucleus. The transcript is spliced from 13 exons. Gene Ontology annotation, biological process: regulation of transcription by RNA polymerase II. Bases 47 to 1858 code for a protein of 603 amino acids. The record is from RefSeq and is a predicted model, not a curated record. NCBI's taxonomy places the organism in Eukaryota, Metazoa, Chordata, Actinopteri, Cypriniformes, Catostomidae.